AUGUGUCAGCGGAAAAUCGCUGAAGCUUUCUCUGUAGCGAUGUCAACUGUUGGGAACAUCGGUAAGAACAGGAUCGAGAUUCUAAGAGCCUGGAAUGAAAACUGUUGCAGUGAAAGAAAAAGUAAAUUACGUGAAAGUGAAAAUGAAGAACUCAAUAACAUGGUUUUUGAGUUUUUCUGUAAAUGUCGUUCUAUCGAUAUUGCAGUCAGUGGACCUAUGCUUCAGUCAAAAGCUAAAGAAAUAGCAGAAAAGCUUGGUAUAGAAAAAUGUCAAGCUAGCAACGGUUGGUUGGAAUUUUUCCAAAGAAGACGCAACAUUAAUUUUCUGAUUCUCUGUGGCGAAUCAGCAGCAGCGGAUUUAGAAUUAGCAGCGGACUGGAAGUCAAAAUUGCCGAAUUUAUUGAAGGAAUACACUCCUGAAGAUCAAUUCAACGCUGAUGAAUUCGCAUUACUUUAUCGAAAGUUGUCAAGAAAAAGCUUGGUGAUCAAAGGAGAAAAAUGCGCAGGUGGAAAGCUUGCAAAACAAAGGUUAACUGUACUUGCCUGCUGCAGUUCUACUGGAGAAAAAUUGAAGUCAUUGGUCAUCGGAAAUGCUGAACGACCUUGUGUAUUCAAGGCAAAUGGAGUCGAUCCAAAAAAUCUUCCCGUUACUUGGCGUUCCAAUAAGAAGGCAUGGAUGACUGGAAAUUUGUUUGAAGAGUGGCUCACCGAUUUGAAUCAACAAAUGAAAAAGCCGAACCGGAAAAUCCUGUUACUUGUUGAUAAUGCCCCUCGUAACAAUUAUACAAAAAUAUUGAGCCAUGUAAUAGUGAAAUUCCUCCCACCUAAUCUAACAUCGGAAGUUCAACCGCUGGAUCAAGAAAUAAUACGAGCUGUUAAAGCUAAAGUAACAUUGCGCUAG
Molecule: messenger RNA, 900 nt
Organism: Belonocnema kinseyi
Lineage: Eukaryota; Metazoa; Arthropoda; Insecta; Hymenoptera; Cynipidae
Product: tigger transposable element-derived protein 6-like
Exons: 1
Coding region: 1-900 (299 amino acids)
Cellular component (GO): nucleus
Molecular function (GO): DNA binding
Source: RefSeq, a predicted model, not a curated record